AUGGCAAGAGGAGAAAUCUACGAAAUCCCAUCAGAAGUAUCCCACCCAGGAGAACCUCCGACGAAACGGAACAGUCAACUUGAAAAAGAAGAAAUUUAUGACAACCCAAUUACGAACGAUUUAAAGGACGAUGUAAUGGAAGAGGAUGAAGCGUUUGAGAGUAGUGGUCCUGAAGACGCAAACGAGCCGACGAUGGACAUCUUCAGUUAG
This is a messenger RNA of Caenorhabditis briggsae, 210 nucleotides long. The transcript has 2 exons. The coding region runs from base 1 to 210 and encodes 69 amino acids. Lineage: Eukaryota; Metazoa; Nematoda; Chromadorea; Rhabditida; Rhabditidae. The record is from RefSeq and is a predicted model, not a curated record.